AUGCGAUCUCUUACUAUCUGCCUUCCUAUUCAUCCGACAGAAGUGCUUAGAUUGGAUGAGGACACUCGCGCCGAUUUGGUCAACCGGUUUGGUAGGAAUGUGAGACGGGUACUAUCAAUUUAUGUGGUACAGAGUUCGAGUUUGUUGAAAGGAGCGAGAAAGGGGGGACAUAUUCGAUGGCACAUUUUAAAAACAGAGACUGCAGUGUUAUCGUCGGAUUUUCGGGACGGAUGUCUGAAGACAUAUUCCGUAUCGGUUACAAUUGACCAAUCAGUACUAGGGGUAGUUCCUGAUUUUCUAGAUGAUUCAGAACUUAGCAAGCUUGGCCGGGAGGUCGGGGAUGAUUUUGACGAUAUCCGGAAACUGAGCUGGGACCAGUUAGUUUGUUUUCUUCAGUGGGUUCAGGAGGCCAAGAUGAUCGAAAGCUUUGAGGUGCAGGAUAAUAAAUUAACAGCUGAGAUGGAAGCAUUAUCAGGAAACUAUGACACAGACCUUUCUCUUUGCACACCACCCGCUUUCAUUAACCCUAACUUGCUGACAAUGGAUGGCACAUCGCCGAGCUAUGAGAAUUUUCCUCCCCAUGCUGUCGAUGGGGUUGACGGGUUUGAUCCAGGAUGGAACAAAAUCACCAAGUCACUGGAAGACCAGAGUAACGCCGAAUUCGCUACCCCGGAGCACGUGGCGACGCCCAUGGGACCAGGGACGUCUCCUACCUUCGAUGCUUCAACUUACCCUACACCCUCUCACUCUAUCAAUUCGCCCCGAGCGGGGGUGUUGGCCAGCUCGACGAGUCCUGCUGACGGGAUAACGCAAUACCGGUCCACCAGUACCCCCUUCUCCGAUGAUAGCCCUUAUUUAUCCCCCGCAAUGACACCUACGGGGCUUGCUACCCUUCCUGGGUCUAAUACUCCAUAUGUUACAUCCCCACCAGCGCUAGAGUCACUCACAUCUCCGAGUCUUAGCUUUUCGAGCCAGAGAAAGCUCUUGGAGUCGUACAGGUUUGGAAAAGACGGCACACAGUUCCUCGAAAAGAGUGAAAAUGACGAAAUCCUCAAAGCGGAAACUGGACUUCUCACACAGGGCCCUUUCAGACCGCUGCAGCCCUUUCUAGGACUCAGCGAAGCAGAUGCAUCUUCCUCAUUAAGCGCACUCGGACUUCCUGUCAAAUGGACAGGCAAAGAAGGGGCUGUGAAUUACUAUAAACUGCUUGAAGCCGAGAAGGACAAUGAACUUGUUCUUUGCCCCUUCGCGAAGCAUAUCGCACAAAGUUUAUUUUAUCUCAACUAUAGGUGGCUGGAUAAACAUAUAAAACGGGUAUCAAGGAUACUUUCGGCAUCAGCCAGCUCGAUAUUUUUAUAUCCUUUGUUUUGCGCACCCGGCCGGGUAGCGUUCGUCUUUUUCACUCACUGGAACCUGUGGUAA
This is a messenger RNA of Aspergillus calidoustus, 1422 nucleotides long. Lineage: Eukaryota; Fungi; Ascomycota; Eurotiomycetes; Eurotiales; Aspergillaceae. The record is from the annotation of a GenBank genome assembly.